GAGCGAGCGAGCAGACAGACCCCUUGCUCUGCCUUCCCUGUCCCCGCCCCCCAGGCCCUGGCAACGGUCCUGGGCUCGAGAGAGGAGCGGGAGCCUCCGCAGCAGCUGCAGAGAGCGCGCGUCCGCAACCGCGCCCGCGCCCGCGCCCGCGCCUGCCGUCAAGAUCUGGGCGGCGGCGGGGCUAGGCCGGGGGCGCGCUCGCUCGGGAGCGCGCUCAUGCAGCGGUUUUCUUCUCCCACAAUCCAGAGGCAGCUGCGCGGGAGGGGCGGGGAGUCGGCGGAAGGAUAUCGGCGCGGAGGGAGCAGCGCGCUCCCUUUGACGGCGGAUCCGCGGCGCUGGCGGGAGGCGAGGGCUGGGGUGUGAUGCGGCACUGCGGUUCUGAGGCCGUUACUCCGGCUCCUCCAUAGAGGGCGGAGGAGGCUGGAGCGCGGCGGUGAUUUUGUGCCAGGGAUUCCCGGGGACGCGCUGAAAAGGCUGGCAGGGCUUAGGAAGCUGGGGGGUUAGGGACACACAUUCGAGCCCCCACCCCCGGGAGGGGAAGGGGGCUGGAGACGAGGCUUGAGGGCGGCGGAGGGAUGGUGUCUGUUCUGGGGGAAGGGGCGAGCCGUGCCUGUUGGUGCUGAGGGGCUGCGGGCAGUGGAGGCUCCGCGGGUCGAAAGCGGCUCCAUGCCCAUCGGUGGGUGUAACGUGUAGAGGUCGGAACGGCGAGGUCCAGUCUGGUGGCCCUUCGGAAUCCUUAAACGUGGUCUCUGUCUAACGUAUUUCAUUUAGCCCACGUUGGGAUUAAUUCAUUGGGGGCAGUUUCGCUGGUCUGGCUCCUCCAGGGGCUGGACAACCUUGACGGGCUUUUUGUCUUGGGCUCCAGCCCCCUUUCCCUUCCUCCUCCUCCAGAUGCCUUUUCUCUGCCCCUCCUCGCCCGGUACAGACAUUUCCAGGGCAGGCUGCUUCUCGUGGUGGCCGUCGUCGAAGCCACUUCUUGGGAUUUCGUCUCGUUUACCUCUCGGGUGUUUUUUGAGGAGGGAGAGUUUCCCCCUCCUACACGAUGGGAUUUUCCUCCCUUGCCGAAAUGGAUUUUCAUUGAUUUCUACUUACUUCCACGUUUAGUGACCUAUUCCCUAGGCGUAUUUUUGUGGUAGUUCCUUUUUUUCAAAUACAUACUCUGUAAAAUGGAGAACGAAAUUUUUACUCCUCUUCUGGAGCAGUUCAUGACCAGCCCUUUGGUCACUUGGGUUAAAACGUUUGGACCUCUGGCUGCAGGAAAUGGGACCAACCUUGAUGAAUAUGUGGCUUUGGUGGAUGGGGUAUUCUUGAACCAGGUCAUGCUCCAAAUUAAUCCUAAAUUGGAGAGUCAGAGAGUAAACAAAAAAGUCAAUAAUGAUGCCUCCCUUAGAAUGCAUAAUCUAUCCAUUUUGGUGAGACAGAUAAAAUUUUACUACCAGGAGACUUUGCAGCAAUUAAUCAUGAUGUCGUUGCCAAAUGUCUUAAUCAUUGGCAAAAAUCCCUUUUCUGAACAAGGCACAGAAGAAGUUAAAAAACUGCUUUUACUUUUAUUGGGUUGUGCAGUUCAGUGUCAGAAAAAAGAAGAAUUUAUUGAAAGAAUUCAAGGUUUAGAUUUUGAUACAAAAGCAGCAGUUGCCGCACAUAUUCAAGAGGUAACUCAUAAUCAGGAAAAUGUGUUUGACCUGCAAUGGAUGGAAGUGACUGAUAUGUCGCAGGAGGACAUAGAACCACUUUUGAAAAAUAUGGCAUUGCAUCUGAAAAGACUUAUAGAUGAGAGAGAUGAACAUUCAGAGACUAUCAUAGAACUCUCUGAAGAGCGGGAUGGUCUUCAUUUUCUACCCCAUGCCUCUUCAUCUGCACAAUCACCUUGUGGUUCUCCAGGCAUGAAGCGAACAGAAAGUCGACAACAUCUGUCAGUGGAACUGGCAGAUGCUAAAGCCAAGAUAAGAAGGCUUAGGCAGGAAUUGGAGGAAAAGACUGAACAGUUGUUGGAUUGUAAACAAGAACUUGAGCAAAUGGAAAUAGAACUCAAAAGGCUGCAACAAGAGAACAUGAAUUUGCUUUCGGAUGCUCGCUCUGCCAGAAUGUACCGAGAUGAAUUGGAUGCACUUCGAGAGAAAGCAAUCAGAGUUGAUAAACUUGAAAGUGAAGUCAGCAGAUACAAAGAGAGACUACAUGAUAUUGAAUUUUAUAAGGCAAGAGUUGAGGAAUUAAAAGAAGACAAUCAAGUUUUAUUAGAAACAAAAACCAUGUUGGAAGACCAACUAGAAGGAACUCGUGCUCGUUCUGAUAAAUUACAUGAAUUGGAAAAAGAGAACUUACAACUAAAAGCUAAACUUCAUGAUAUGGAAAUGGAACGAGAUAUGGAUAGAAAAAAAAUUGAAGAAUUAAUGGAAGAAAAUAUGACUUUGGAAAUGGCACAGAAACAAAGUAUGGAUGAAUCAUUACAUCUUGGCUGGGAGCUGGAACAGAUAUCCAGAACUAGUGAACUUUCUGAAGCACCACAGAAAUCCCUGGGCCAUGAGGUGAAUGAGUUAACCUCAAGUAGAUUAUUGAAGCUAGAGAUGGAAAACCAAAGUUUGACAAAAACUGUAGAAGAGCUUCGGACUACUAUGGAUUCUGUAGAAGGCAACGCUUCCAAAAUCCUAAAAAUUGAAAAAGAAAAUCAGAGACUCAAUAAAAAGGUUGAAAUUCUGGAAAACGAGAUUAUUCAAGAAAAGCAAAGUCUUCAGAAUUGUCAGAAUUUAAGCAAGGAUCUAAUGAAAGAGAAAGCUCAGCUUGAAAAAACAAUUGAAACACUGAGAGAAAAUUCAGAGAGACAGAUUAAGAUAUUGGAACAGGAAAAUGAACAUCUGAAUCAAACAGUGUCUUCUUUAAGGCAGCGGUCCCAGAUAAGUGCAGAAGCAAGAGUGAAAGACAUUGAAAAAGAAAACAAAAUUCUCCAUGAAUCUAUCAAAGAAACAAGUAGCAAGCUAAGCAAGAUUGAAUUUGAAAAAAGACAAAUUAAAAAAGAAUUGGAACUUUAUAAAGAAAAAGGAGAAAGAGCAGAAGAACUUGAAAAUGAAUUGCAUCAUCUUGAAAAAGAAAAUGAAUUGUUACAGAAAAAAAUAACUAAUUUAAAAAUUACUUGUGAAAAAAUUGAGGCCUUAGAACAAGAAAAUUCAGAGCUAGAAAGAGAAAAUAGAAAAUUUAAAAAAACAUUGGAUAGCUUUAAAAACCUGACCUUUCAGUUAGAAUCCCUAGAAAAAGAGAAUUCCCAACUUGAUGAGGAAAACUUAGAACUGCGAAGGAAUGUAGAAUCUUUGAAGUGUGCAAGCAUCAAAAUGGCUCAGCUACAGCUAGAAAACAAAGAACUGGAAAGUGAAAAAGAGCAACUUAAGAAAGGUUUGGAGCUCCUGAAAGCAUCUUUCAAGAAAACAGAACGUUUAGAAGUUAGCUACCAGGGUUUAGAUAUAGAAAAUCAAAGACUGCAAAAAGCUUUAGAGAACAGCAAUAAAAAAAUCCAGCAAUUAGAGAGUGAAUUACAAGACUUAGAGAUGGAAAAUCAAACAUUGCAAAAAAACCUAGAAGAACUAAAAAUAUCUAGCAAAAGACUAGAACAGCUGGAAAAAGAAAAUAAAUCAUUAGAGCAAGAGACUUCUCAAUUGGAAAAGGAUAAGAAACAAUUGGAGAAGGAAAAUAAGAGACUUCGACAACAAGCAGAAAUUAAAGAUACCACAUUAGAAGAAAAUAAUGUGAAGAUUGGAAAUUUGGAAAAAGAAAACAAAACCCUAUCCAAAGAAAUUGGUAUAUGUAAAGAAUCUUGUAUCCGUCUAAAAGAAUUAGAGAAAGAAAAUAAGGAGCUUGUGAAAAGAGCAACUAUUGAUAUAAAAACGUUGGUUACACUACGUGAGGAUUUGGUGAGUGAAAAAUUGAAGACCCAACAGAUGAACAAUGAUCUCGAAAAAUUAACUCAUGAGCUUGAGAAGAUAGGGUUAAAUAAGGAGCGACUCUUACAUGAUGAGCAAAGUACUGAUGACAGUAGGUAUAAACUUUUGGAAUCAAAAUUAGAAUCCACUCUUAAGAAGUCUCUUGAAAUAAAAGAAGAAAAAAUUGCUGCUUUAGAAGCUCGAUUAGAAGAAUCCACGAAUUAUAACCAGCAGUUGCGCCAAGAACUUAAAACAGUGAAAAAAAAUUAUGAAGCUCUCAAACAGAGACAGGAUGAGGAAAGGAUGGCACAGAGCUCUCCUCCAACAUCUGGUGAAGACAACAAAUGGGAACGAGAAAGUCAAGAAACGACUAGAGAACUUCUGAAAGUUAAAGACAGAUUAAUUGAAGUAGAAAGAAAUAAUGCUACACUGCAAGCAGAGAAGCAAGCAUUGAAAACUCAACUGAAGCAGCUUGAGACACAGAACAAUAAUUUGCAGGCUCAGAUUCUUGCACUUCAGAGGCAGACAGUGUCAUUACAGGAACAGAAUACUACUCUUCAAACACAGAAUGCCAAGCUUCAGGUUGAAAAUUCUACCCUUAAUUCCCAAAAUACCUCACUUAUGAACCAGAAUGCACAACUCCUAAUCCAGCAGUCUUCCUUAGAAAAUGAAAAUGAAUCUGUAAUCAAAGAUCGAGAAGACCUAAAAUCUCUCUAUGAUUCUCUGAUAAAAGAUCAUGAAAAACUGGAACUUCUUCAUGAACGUCAGGCUUCUGAGUAUGAAUCUCUUAUCUCUAAACAUGGAACUCUAAAGUCUGCCCACAAAAAUCUUGAGGUGGAACAUAGAGACCUUGAAGACCGUUACAAUCAGUUACUAAAACAGAAAGGACAUUUGGAAGAUUUGGAAAAGAUGCUCAAAGUAGAACAGGAAAAAAUGCUGCUUGAAAAUAAAAACCAUGAAACAGUAGCUGCAGAAUACAAGAAACUUUGUGGUGAAAAUGAUAGGUUGAAUCAUACUUAUAGUCAACUUUUAAAAGAGACUGAAGUUUUACAAACCGACCAUAAAAAUUUGAAAAGUCUUCUGAAUAAUUCCAAACUGGAACAAACAAGAUUAGAAGCUGAAUUUUCAAAGCUAAAGGAACAAUACCAACAAUUGGAUAUUACAUCCACCAAGCUGAAUAACCAGUGUGAGUUGCUAAGCCAACUUAAAGGAAAUUUAGAAGAAGAAAAUCGACAUCUACUAGAUCAAAUUCAGACAUUGAUGCUACAGAACAGAACACUUUUGGAGCAGAAUAUGGAAAGCAAGGAUCUUUUUCAUGUUGAACAAAGACAGUACAUUGAUAAGUUAAAUGAAUUAAGACGUCAGAAGGAGAAAUUAGAAGAGAAAAUUAUGGAUCAGUACAAAUUUUAUGACCCAUCUCCUCCUAGAAGGAGAGGCAACUGGAUUACUCUAAAAAUGAGAAAAUUGAUAAAGUCUAAGAAAGAUAUUAAUCGGGAACGUCAGAAAUCUCUAACAUUAACACCUACCCGCUCAGACUCCAGUGAAGGAUUUCUUCAGCUCCCCCAUCAAGACAGUCAAGAUAGUUCUUCAGUAGGUUCAAACUCUUUAGAAGAUGGCCAGACCUUGGGGACCAAGAAAAGCAGCAUGGUUGCACUGAAAAGACUGCCCUUUUUGAGGAACAGACCGAAGGAUAAAGACAAAAUGAAGGCCUGCUACCGUCGUUCCAUGUCCAUGAAUGACCUGGUGCAGUCCAUGGUCCUAGCAGGACAGUGGACAGGUAGUACUGAGAAUUUGGAGGUUCCUGAUGAUAUUUCAACGGGUAAAAGGAGAAAAGAAUUGGGAGCUAUGGCCUUCUCUACUACAGCCAUCAACUUUUCAACUGUCAACUCUUCUGCAAGCUUCAGAUCCAAGCAGUUGGUUAAUAAUAAAGAUACUACAUCCUUUGAAGACAUAAGUCCACAAGGUGUUAGUGAUGAUUCUAGCACGGGAUCAAGAGUUCAUGCUUCAAGACCAGCCAGCCUUGAUAGUGGCAGAACAUCCACUAGCAAUAGCAAUAAUAAUGCUUCCCUACAUGAAGUCAAAGCAGGUGCAGUUAAUAACCAAAGCAGGCCACAAAGCCACAGCAGUGGAGAAUUUAGCCUGCUUCAUGAUCAUGAGGCUUGGUCCAGCAGUGGUAGCAGUCCAAUCCAGUACUUGAAAAGACAGACCAGAUCAAGUCCAGUGCUCCAACACAAAAUACCUGAAACACUAGAGAGUCGACAUCAUAAGAUCAAAACUGGUUCCCCAGGGAGUGAAGUUGUUACUCUACAACAGUUUUUGGAAGAAAGCAAUAAGCUUACCUCAAUACAGAUCAAGUCCUCAAGUCAAGAGAAUCUUUUAGAUGAAGUAAUGAAAAGUUUGUCUGUCUCUUCUGACUUUUUGGGAAAAGACAAACCAGUUAGCUGUGGUCUGGCCAGGUCAGUAAGUGGAAAAACCCCAGGGGACUUCUAUGAUAGACGGACAACUAAGUCUGAGUUUUUGAGACCCGGUCCUCGAAAAACUGAAGAUACCUACUUCAUUAGUUCUGCAGGAAAACCUACACCAGGCACUCAAGGAAAGAUAAAAUUAGUAAAAGAAUCUUCUCUGUCACGACAAUCAAAAGAUAGUAACCCUUAUGCCACUUUACCUCGUGCAAGCAGCGUGAUCUCUACUGCUGAAGGAACUACACGAAGGACAAGCAUCCAUGAUUUUUUGACAAAGGACAGUAGACUGCCUGUAUCAGUUGAUUCACCACCAGCUGCUGCUGACAGCAACACCACUGCAGCAUCUAGUGAGUACCAUUUACACCAGUGGUCCUGUCAUAUACUUGACAGCCCAACACAUACUAUAGGUUCUUAUUCCCAAAAUGAUUUAGCUACAGACAUGCCUGAGCCUCUAUAUGCCCAGGCUAGAAACUCAAGAAUGGAAAGGUCACAUUUUCUAAACCAAACUUUUGCCACUAUUAAUAUGCCAAAUGAUGCAUUUGAAAUAUUGGCAAAAGAUAGCAUAGGAUCAUUUACUGUGGCUUAUUCGUCUCAGCCAUUUUUAUCCCUGAAUACAGAAUUAGUUAGUAACAUAAGUGGGUUACCUCCUAGGCCAGUCACCAGAAUAACUGACCAGGCUUCUGCCUCUUUGGAUAAACCUGCACAGAGAGAUAAUAAACAUUUUUCUGAUCAUCAGAACCCUAGUAACAGUAACCUACAGUUUUCUAUAAAUAGCAAUAAUCUUAUCACUCCUGCAUGCCUCUAUCCUGAUGACACAGAAGCCGAAUUGUUGGUUUCUGAGGAUAAUCAAACUGUUUGGUAUGAAUAUGGUUGUAUAUGAUCAAAAGUGCACAAUAUAAUAUGUUGAUGUUAUUUGAUAUAUACUGCUCUAAUAUGAUUUGAAAAGUUGCUGUUAACAAAAUAGCAUUCGGUUAGGUUUAUCUUUUUUAUUUAAAAUUGUUGCAUAGUGUUCAGCUAUACAUGAUGGCAUGUAUAUUAAUGUGAAUGUGUAACCACACCAAAGCCUGCAUGAAGUAUUAAUUGCUUUGUCCAUUUCCUGCAUGCUUUUAAAAACCUUAACCAUACAUGCUCCUCCUUCACCUUUUUGUUGCCUGAUAAGAUUGUUACUUUGAUAUACAGAAGCAUGUUAAAACAGUUGCAUGCUUUCUUACCAAGAAGACAUUUCUAAGUCAUGUUUGCUUUGUUGCUUCUGGAAAAAAAAUGCUCAUUUCCUCCCUCCCUUCCUCCUCUUCCCACCCCUCACUUGCUCUUCCUCUCACUCCUUUCUUUUUUUCUUCCAGAAUGUGUACUUUAUAUUGCACAUGUACAGUAUCAGUAGGAAAAAUGUAAAAUUACGUCAUUUUCUUUUGCCAUUUACUUAGGCCACCUGUCCUGUUUUAUUUUUAAAGAAAUAGUUAAUAAAGCAAUACUUUAUAUAGCAAAUAUUAACACCCAUAUUUAUUAAACAUUUUUCAGAUUUAAAAGAUUGUUAAUACUCAUAAACUUAGUGUUAUUCAUAGAAAACCCCAUCAAAUUUAAAUGUGAUUUACACAGUGACUAGGAACAUUUGUACUUAUUGUUUCUUCUCUGCACUUUUAAUCAUCUGAUAAAUAUGAGAGCUCAAGUAACUGUCUUUUCUUCAAGAUGACUUCUAUACUUGAAAUCAGUUAAUACAAUAGUUUUUCCAGUUCCUUUUUUAUAUAGAGUCAAAGAGAAAUAAACCAAAUUAUAUUCAUUGUGUUGGAAAUUUGUAUUUUUACUUCUAAUCAAAAAGGGUAGCAAGUUUACAAAGUGGUAAAAGAUUGUUACUUCUAUAAUUAAUCCAUUAUUAAAUUAUACAUGUAUGUCCUUAAAACAGAAUUUUUAAUAAUGAAUAAUUGUACUAAAAUGAAAAAUUAGAAUUUGUAACCAUUUAAACAAGUGUCUUUCUAGUAGAACAGAGUUUAGAACUAAGAAUAAAUACAAACUCUUUAGCUAAAAAAAAAAAAAAAUUGUUAACUUUGACUCUAGUGCAAAAAACUUUUAUUUUUGUGUUCAUAGUACUUUUAAAGCUGAUUAGCUAAAUUUGAAUCUCUGAACUCCCAGAAUGCUAAAAACAAAAACACCCAUAACGCUGAUCCGUUUACUUUGAGAGGAAUACAUCUUAGCGCUCUCUCUGAAGCGUUUUUGCCAUUUUGAUUUAGCCUAAAUAUUACUGAUAAUGACGCAGCCUGGCACCUGGAAGGAAUGCCUUGAAAUGUGACCAUGUGGGGAUGAAAUUAUGUUACACUUGUUGUUACUGUAUUAAGUUGUUAUUAACUGGGCCAAAGAAAAAAAUCUAUAGAGAAUAUUUGCCUAGUGAAAUUUGUCUCCUUUAUAAUCAUACUUUUUUUUCCUUAUAGCUAUUACCAAAAAAAAAAGAAAAAUGGUUCUGGUGCAGGUAAUCAAAUGAACACAAUCAGAAGAUUUUCAUAUUUUAGUACUACCUAAUGUACUUUUUGCAUCUUCUGUUUUAUUGUUAAUUACUGCGCAGUCAGUCCUAACAUUUCAAAUAUAUUUGGUGCUAAUAUUUUCCCUUUUGUUUUUUCAUGAGCCAGUAAUAAAACUUAAUGGUAAAUAUAGUUGAGAUUAAAUGAGGGCAAUAUAUGAUGCAAAUGUUAUAAUUAGUGUUAUUUCUUUUCCAUAUUAAGUCAAAGAUUAUUUUACAGCUAUUUCAACUAUUUAGAUAUCAUAAAUCUGACCAUAACACUUUAAAAUAUUAUUCAUUCAAAAUUCAUUGAGAAGUUACAUGCUAUUAUAUUAAAAACCAUGUGAUUAUUUUACAAAAUUAGACUUAUAGGAAAGAACUAUUUCCUACCCCAAUGGCUAUACAUAUAUAGGCAGCAUGUUUUUUUGUUUGUUUUUAAAUACACUGUGCCUGUAAGACAAAUAUAUACCAUGCCCAUGAGUCCUGAGGACUGUUGGAAAAUACAGUCUAGACUUUAGAAAUUAUCACCUGCUGUGGAGACAUAAAAUUCCCUCAUAACACUUUCUGUAAGUGAAAUCUUACAUAGAUGCCCCAAAUUAAAAAAAAAACUAAUUUCAUUUGAAGUAAAACAACUCUGACUCAAUCGAGCAGUUGCAUUUAUUUCCUCUAAGACACCUCCAUAAAUAGCCUACAGUUUCCCAAAGGAUUCUUUGUAAAACUAUUCAAAUAUUCAGUACCGUAAUUUUAUAAAUGAUGAAGCUGGAGCUUUCAAUAUUCCUGGUUUAGGUUUCUGGAAAUUAUACCCAUUGAUUUGUGUGACAUAAACAUAUUCUUAUGCACUGCAUCCCCUUUGACCAAAGCAAUUUUAGCUAUAACCAAUGUAAGGAGGGACAUUAUUUGCCUAUAAAAUAUGUAUCAAACCCUCGUUUUCUUAGUAAAUAAUACAAAUAUUUCAUUCCAGAUGGUUUUGCUACUGCAUGCAAGAUUAUGUUUACUUUAAAACUGUAUGGUGACCAUUUAGUAAAUAAACAUAGUAAGUAAUGCUAUCUGGCACUAAGGGGGUAAAAUGUAAUUGUUACAGUUUUUUU
Sapajus apella (tufted capuchin) is the source of this 9943-nucleotide messenger RNA. RefSeq names its product coiled-coil domain containing 88A (gene CCDC88A). Gene Ontology annotation, molecular function: dynein light intermediate chain binding; microtubule binding. Gene Ontology annotation, cellular component: cytoplasm; centrosome. NCBI's taxonomy places the organism in Eukaryota, Metazoa, Chordata, Mammalia, Primates, Cebidae. Bases 1167 to 7250 code for a protein of 2027 amino acids. The record is from RefSeq and is a predicted model, not a curated record. Gene Ontology annotation, biological process: cytoskeleton-dependent intracellular transport; cytoplasmic microtubule organization. The transcript is spliced from 31 exons.